Molecule: messenger RNA, 1698 nt
Organism: Echinostoma caproni
Lineage: Eukaryota; Metazoa; Platyhelminthes; Trematoda; Plagiorchiida; Echinostomatidae
Source: the annotation of a GenBank genome assembly
AUGCGCAAGUCACGUCAAAAUCAUGAUAAACUGCUGCAGGAACGCGUGGCUUUGGCCUAUCAUUUGCUCAUUGUGGCCGGUCACGCUGUGUCUGCCAAUGACACCAGUGCCACGAUCGAGAACAAAGCAAUUGUGUGCGGUGUGGAAUCACCGGCGACAUUUCAAAGCGGGUGGGAUAUUCUGCAGUAUAUGCAAAAGGUUUUAGUGAUGGAUCGUUGGAAAUAUUUGCACUUUUACGGGCUAGAGAAAGCCCCGAACGGUUGGACUCGAUUUGUUCCAACAGCGAUGUUUGAUAGCGAACUGAUUCUGACCGAGGACGGUCAAAAUGUGGAAAAAGAGGCUGUCAUAUCCGGACUAUUCCCGAAUCGUUUUCGUAACAUGAGUAAUGCGUUGCUCAAUGUGGGAAUCAUGCCGGAAUUACCAUACAUAGUCAAUUAUACUGUGACUGAAGACGGAGAACUAUUGAAUGCAACCGGAGUAACCGUCGAUUUGCUAAACCUGAUGGCCGAACGAUUCCUUUUCCGUUAUCGACUCUGGGUCCCCCAAGAUAAACAAUACGGAUUGCUUCAAACCAACGGAAAUUGGACUGGACUGGUCAAAGAUUUGUUACUAAAGAGAACCGAUCUGAUUGCCUCGUCUCUCUCGCCAACAGUGAAUCGGUCUGGAGUUGGCCAAUUUAUUGGCCUACUGGAUGAUGAUGAGAUGUGCAUGUUGAUGGCGACCUCGACCACCACGCGGAACGCUUUCGAAUUGCUCAAAGUGUUCCACCCGGUCCCUGUGAUGGUUCUCGCCGCAGUCUCGUUCGGGGCCAGUGUACUGGCCUAUCUGUUCAAUCUGAUCAGUCCGUACAGUUCACGUAACCAGAAACACCCGUCGUUGGGUAUCUAUGAGCUCAGCUUUCCCGAGCACUGCUACAUGUUCAUGAAAGGCUGUCUCUCACAAAAUCUGAUGGCGUUUCCACGCGCCCCGUGCACUCGGCUCCUUCUGAUAUCGUAUCUGUUCAUGGCGUUCCUGUUGUUCAUGGCAUGGAAAGCGGAUGUGACCGCAUUUCUGACUCGAAACAAGGUGGUGUUCGCGGUGAAAUCGUUCGCGGAUCUGGCCACUAGUUCCCAAUACAAUCCGAUGGUUGUGAACGGGAGUGCGGUCCUGAGUUUCUUAAGAGAUACCAAAACGUAUCCCGGAUAUGAGAUCCUAUACAAACGAAUCAUUGCGAAUCCCGCAAGUUUGGUCAACAGCACGGCAGUCGGUGUGCAAAUGGUUCUGGACAAUCCGCAAAAUGUACUGAUUGGCAGUAGCACAGCGUUGAAUUUUAUUCAGAAAAUGCGAUGCACCGAGUUGGUCGUGAUUUCCAGUGGCAUAGACCAGGGUCAGAAAGCCAUGAUGUGUCGAGAUGAUGCGGAAUGGGCUUCCGUGAUGAAAAUCUAUUUGCUUAAACUCAAGGAGACCGGAGUGAUCAAUCGGAUUCAUACAAAAUGGUCCAAUUUACUUCACAGGUGUCAAGAAUCGACCAAGAUCUACGAACCGCUGAGCGCCAAAGGCUGCAGUUCCGUGUUUAUCAUGUUUUUGGCUUCACUUGGCCUCAGCGUCGGUGCAUUGAUUUGUGAAAUCUUCUGGUUUCGAUACGGUCAUCAUGUGUACGAUCAUUUAUGGGCCCGAAUUCGACUGAACCGACCAAGACCCAAAAAUCGCCAGAGCUGA